AUGGCCGUCCGCGCGCUGCGCCGCACGAACCCCAUCACGCUGGUACUCGCCUUCGCCCUCGCCGUCGGUUUCCUGCUCUUCGUCUUCUCGCCGGGCUCAACACGCGCCGUCUCCGCUGCCCAGCGCCAGCACGACGCUGCCCAGAACCCGCUCUCCCCGCCCACGAAACCCUUCCGCAAGAAGCAGCUCUUCCGCUCCAACGGCCUGCGAGUGCCGCCGCCCGUCGUCAACUACAAUCUCAACAAUGUCACCACCACCGGCGACUCCGCCGAGCGCCACGAGCGCGUGCUGGUGCUGACGCCGCUGGCGCGCUUCUACCCGCAGUACUGGGACAACCUGCUGCGUCUGUCGUACCCGCACGAGUACAUCUCGCUGGGCUUCAUCAUCCCCAAGACCAAGGACGGCAACACCGCCACUGCCGACCUGCAGAAGGCCAUCACCAAGACCCAGUCCGGCCCGCUGGACAGCCGCUUCGCCAGCAUCACCAUCCUCCGCCAGGACUUCGAGCCUCCCAUCGCCUCGCAGGACGAGAAGGAGAGACACAAGUUCGCCCACCAAAAGGCCCGCCGCGAGGCCAUGGCCCGCGCCCGAAACAGCCUGCUGUUCACCACCCUGGGCCCGGCCACCUCGUGGGUGCUCUGGCUGGACGCCGACGUCGUCGAGUCGCCGCCCACGCUCAUCCAGGACCUCACCCGCCACAACAAGCCCGUCGUCGUGCCCAACUGCUACCAGCGCUACCUGAACGCCGACUCCAAGCUGAUGGACACCCGCCCCUACGACUACAACUCCUGGGUCGACACCGACCGCUCGCUCGAGAUCGCCGGUCGCAUGGGCCCCGAUGAGAUCAUGCUCGAGGGCUACGCCGAGCUGCCCACCUACCGCACCCUCAUGGCCCAUCUCGCCGAUCGCAGCCCCAACCGCGAUGCCAACAAUAUCAUGGAGCUGCACGGCGUCGGAGGCACCGCGCUGCUCGUCAAGGCCGAGGUCCAUCGCGACGGAGCCAUGUUCCCGCCCUUCCCCUUCUACCACCUGGUCGAGACCGAAGGCUUUGCCAAAAUGGCCAGGAGACUGGGCCAUAAAUGCUACGGCUUGCCCAAUUAUUUUGUCUAUCAUUAUAAUGAGUGA
This is a messenger RNA of Ophidiomyces ophidiicola, 1125 nucleotides long. RefSeq names its product Golgi mannosyltransferase complex subunit (gene MNN9). The transcript is spliced from 2 exons. Gene Ontology annotation, biological process: cell wall mannoprotein biosynthetic process; protein N-linked glycosylation. Bases 1 to 1125 code for a protein of 374 amino acids. Gene Ontology annotation, molecular function: alpha-1,6-mannosyltransferase activity. The record is from RefSeq and is a predicted model, not a curated record. NCBI's taxonomy places the organism in Eukaryota, Fungi, Ascomycota, Eurotiomycetes, Onygenales, Onygenaceae. Gene Ontology annotation, cellular component: mannan polymerase complex.